CUCUGUUAGACUCGCGAGAUCGGUCGACGCGUCAGCAGCGGAUUUUUCAAUCGUCAUUCAGACUCUGCGAUUAAUAAAUCAGCUGAUGAUCGCCAUGACAAAACAUACGAUUCUUCGACUUCUUAUAUUGUGCAAUUAUCUGUUCAUCGGCCAAUCGCGGACAAUUCCACAUGUUAAUGGCACCAAAAUUCGCACUAACAAUGAUAAUCAAAUCACCAAGAACCCAUUCACCCUGGAGGAGAUUUAUCUUCAACAUUACUAUAUCUUCGGCUUCAAUGGCACGUGGAUUUCCGAUACAGAAAUUAUGGUUACAGACAUUGGUAAAAACAAUAUUACUGUUUAUGACGUAGUAACGAAAAAGAAUAAGCGGAUCUUUGAUGGAUCCAAAUUACCACUGCCAUACAAAUUCAGCUCGGCAACAUUCUCGGCUGACAAACAAUAUAUUCUGUUCGGUUACAAUGUUAGACAAGUAUUCAGACACACGACCGUUAGAAACUAUGUAGUAUACGACGUAAAUCGCAGGACAUAUGAAAAAAUUGCGGAUGAGGCUCCUAUCGUAUUGGCGUUAUGGUCGCCGAUCGGCAAUGAUUUGGUUUACGUUCAUGAUAACGAUAUCUAUCACAUGAUUUUUAAUCACGGCCAGACUAUAGUCCGUAGAUUGACGGAAAGCGGUAAACCCGGUGUCCUUUACAAUGGAAUUCCGGAUUGGGUAUAUGAAGAGGAAGUGUUUAGGUCCGCAGUCGCAAUGUGGUAUUCUCCGGAUGGACAGCAUCUGGCCUUUGCAACCUUUAACGAUACUAUAGUAAAAGAUAUGGCAUACUUUUAUUACGGCGUGCCUGGUGCUCUUGAGAACCAAUAUCCUACUCAAGUAAAGCUAAAAUAUCCUAAGGUAGGUACACCUAAUCCAGCAGUUUUUUUAUCAGUAAUCGAUUUAAGUGAUCCAUCGUCAAAAGCAAUCAUUUUGGAAGCACCCGUUGAUGUGGUUGGCAGCGAUAAUAUUUUGUUCACUGCAAGUUGGUGGGACAUAACACAUGUGAUCGUGACAUGGACAAACCGCGUGCAAAAUCAAUCUCAAUUGAUCAUGUACGAUACGCAGGGUGCUAGUAAACCGAUUUUGUACGACGAGGAAAAAGAGGGCUGGCUUCAACCAAAUCGCCCAAUAAGAGCCGAUGAUUAUGCGUUACUUUUACGAUUGAAGGAUUCUGGCACUAGCGCCGGUAAAUUUCGACAUAUAGACAGAUAUGAAUACGAAAGUGGCCGAUUCGUUUCAUCGGUAGAUCUGACGCCCGGUCCCUCUGAGGUACAUUCCAUUUUGGCCGUCGAUUCGCUUAAAGGCAAAGUUUACUACCUUGCUACGGCACCGGGUGAACCGACCCAGAGGAAUUUGUAUUCGGUGCCUCUGGAUGCGAGCCAGAAACCAACUUGCAUAUCCUGCGGGCUGCUUACGCCGGAAGGAAAUAAAUGCGCGUACGCGACUGCAUCUUUUUCGAGUCGAAGAUCAUAUUACGCUCUCACCUGUUCUGGACCUGAUCCAGCUACAAUAACAAUUAUGGACAGCAAUCAUCAGCCAGUUUUGAUUUGGAAAACUAAUCUAUUGAUAAGACAACGUUUGUCACAACGGUUGAUGCCGCAACAAAGAGAUUUCAACGUCACCGUAAACGGCUAUAAUGCUAGGGUCAGAUUGUUACUGCCGCCGAAUUUCGAUGAAAAUAAAUCGUAUCCCUUGUUAGUAAAUAUUUACGGCGGUCCAAAUUCAGUUAGAAUCACUGAUAAUGCAAAAUAUGAAUAUGAGUAUUAUCUAACAACUAACAAACACGUAAUCUACGCGUGGAUCGACGCACGAGGAUCAGCAUUCAAGGGCAGCAAGAUGCUCUUCGAGAUAUACAGGAAUAUAGGAACUGUGGAGAUCGAAGAUACGAUCGCUGUUACUGCAGCUCUGCAGAAACAAUAUAAGUGGAUCGAUGCGAAUAGAACGGGUAUAUGGGGCUGGAGUUAUGGUGGUUUUUCUACUGGCAUGGUACUCGCAACAGACACAGCCUCUGCGUUCAAGUGCGGUAUAUCUGUUGCGCCUGUAACUUCGUGGAUCUAUUACGAUUCUAUUUAUACGGAGCGAUUCAUGGGACUGCCGACUGCCAAGGACAAUCUCGCCGGUUACAAUCGCACGGAUAUCACACGACGAGUAGAGGGAAUACGCGGCAAAAAAUUCAUGUUAAUACAUGGUACUGGAGACGACAACGUGCACUAUCAGCAAGCGAUGGCGCUCGCCAAGGAGCUGGAACAUAACGACAUCCUGUUCGAACAGAUCACUUACACGGACGAGGCGCACAGUCUCGAACACGUGUCCCCUCAUUUCUAUCACACGAUGGACAAAUUUUGGAACAAAUGCUUUGGCUUGACCUAAACACGCUUCUAGAUUCACCGGAGAAGAGAAUUAUUCGCGAUGACAAAUUCGACUGCACUAAAUAUGUUAGAUAUUUUUAUAAUAUAAAAAAAGGAAUGAUGCUGAAAAUUUAGAAUUUAUUUACACAAUUACAUGACGUAAUGAACCUUGCGAUAUUGCCAAAUGUUUUUUAUCAGAAAGAACUUAGCAAGAUUUCUUGUUGUACAUAGUAACUUCGGUGACCUGGAUUUUCAUAUUAUUGGCCAAAAAAAAAAAAAAAUAAUAAAUAAAUACUUUUACAUUGUUCUUUCUUUGUAUAGGAUAUAAAAUAUACAUACACGAUACACGUCUUGCAUUUUCUGACAAUCAUGUUUUUGUCCAUGUAGUUCGCUCGUCCAAUUCGAUCGGUUAGUGCGGGCAAAGGGACUUUUGGGAAAUUUAAUCAUUCUAUCCAUCGUAUCCGCGAAUCCUUGUGUGCGGAAGAUGGGCGAAUUUUCGAGGUAACUUGGCUCGCUGACCUGGAAUCUUCGACAGUCGGGAAGAAAAAUGUUUGUUCAAACAUUCGAGCGAGUUUCCACUGAGUUUAUGACUCUUUUCGGUCAGUGAAGCUUAAGAAGGACAUUCG
Molecule: messenger RNA, 3005 nt
Organism: Cataglyphis hispanica
Lineage: Eukaryota; Metazoa; Arthropoda; Insecta; Hymenoptera; Formicidae
Product: venom dipeptidyl peptidase 4
Exons: 14
Coding region: 86-2401 (771 amino acids)
Biological process (GO): proteolysis
Molecular function (GO): dipeptidyl-peptidase activity; serine-type peptidase activity
Source: RefSeq, a predicted model, not a curated record